Zootoca vivipara (common lizard) is the source of this 1077-nucleotide messenger RNA. The record is from RefSeq and is a predicted model, not a curated record. Lineage: Eukaryota; Metazoa; Chordata; Lepidosauria; Squamata; Lacertidae.
AUGAAGAGGACUUUAACUGACCAUUCAAGCCGCUCUACUGCAGGCUACUUACCAGUCCCACUGUUCAAUCAGAAAAAAAGGAACAGGCAACCACUCACUUCAAACCCACUUAAAAAUGAGCUAUGUACCAGCAAUCCAACUGAAAAUGUGGAUUAUUCUGCCAUGCUAGCUGAUUUCGGAUGGGAAAUUGCAAAGCCAGAACCAACUCAAUUACAGAAAACAAUCCCAGCAGAGCUUCCUGUUCCACCUUCAGUGUUGAGACACCAAAACACACCAACAUUAGCUGUAUCGCAAGCAGGAAAGAACUUCAACAACUGGAGACUAGAGGAGAAAAACAACACUUGGAAAAGAAACAACUUCCCAGCUUUGGGCAGUGGAACAGACAACAGGAAGGGUUCACAGCUUGACAACAGUCCAGAGUAUUUGAUGGGGACUGGAUCAAAGCAACAGAAAUCAUCUGGCUAUUCACAGGGUAGCAAGGCAGGAGGAGCAGAACAAAGCUAUCCAGCCACAGCCCAAUGGCCAGCUGGAAGGAACGCAGUGCUGAGGGGCCCACAGGGUCAGAGUACAUCGUAUACAUUUAAACCCAGCCCUUUACAACAAAAAGUUAACGAGAAAAAAGCUGAUUGUGCUCAAGAUGUCAAAAUGGUUCAGAAAGGGCCAGCGGCGUAUCAAGCCAAACUGCAGGAAAAAGACAAUUCUCUCAGAAUUAUAUCUGUCGUCAUUGAAAGUAUGAAACACUGGAGUCAGUAUACGAAUAAAGUGCCACUGUUAUUUGAGGUCUUGGGCGUCCUGGAUUCUGCAGUCACCCCUGGGCAGUAUGGGGCCAAGACUUUCCUGUUGAGAGACGGGAAGGAGAGCGUGUCAUGUGUAUUCUAUGAGAUUGACCGGGAGCUGCCAAGGUUAAUCAGAGGUCGAGUCCACAGAUGCAUGGGAAACUAUGACACAAAGCGCAAAGUCUUCAAAUGCGUCUCCGUCAGACCUGCAACGGUUCCGGAGCAACAAACUUUCCAGAAUUUUGUCAAAAUUGCAGACGCUGAGAUGAGCAAAUGUGUCAAAACAAGCAACGAAGUUUAA